CACCCAUGGUCGUUUCUUCCUUCCAGAGCCUCAAAAAGACAUUCUUCGACUGUGUUCCUUUCCAAAGCAGUCCAGUGAGUUCCUCAGUCUAGAACAAAUUGGGAACUUUUUAGAUUAGCUUUAUAAAGUGUAUUUCCAGACCCUCGACGAUUCCUGAUACAUAGCAAUCAUUUUCAUGGCUAUUAUAUGGAUGUAUCAACUGAUGUGAUGACCACAUCUCCGUUGAACGAGACCCCUGGACAUGGACACCAUGAGAAGCCUGUCGACCAAUACGCUCGCGACAAUGGCCUGACUAUCGAUUGCAUAAUUGAUCCUUUGUAUCUCAUUUCAUCGUUGUCACUUGUUUGCGACCAUUCUGGCUCGCUCCAUGACGACGGAUCUCUUCGGCCAUUUCAAUUAUCUUGUCCACUUUCCCUGCAUGAAAGACCUUCCAUUCCAAAAGCCUCGGUUGAACUGUUGACACAUGUCAAACAUAGGGACGAUAUAAGGACUGUCACUGACGCAACAUUAACUGAACUGAACGAGUCGCCUUGUGCCAGAAAGCUGGAGCUGCCGCUCUUACGAAGUGACGCCGAAGUAGACUCAAUCAAUCUACAGCAAGAGAUCAACACCAGAACGGCUAUUAACAUUCAAGCAGAUCUGCCACCCUUCGAGCCGUUGGAUGUAUCACAGGAUGAAGCUUUAGGCUUUCCCCAGAGUGCUCAUAUUUACCAUGACGAAGUAGAAAACCUUUUGCGGCGAGAAAGGACGGCAAUCUAUAAAGACGGCAUUGAAUACUUAAAACGUGCUGUGCAGGACACUUAGCAAGAUGCUGACACCGCUUCGUUACUUUCAGAGGUUGCUGCCACUAGACUGGGAAGAGUAGAAGAGAUCACGCCGCCACUUAGUCCAAU
Messenger RNA from Truncatella angustata, 893 nucleotides. RefSeq lists its product as uncharacterized. The transcript has a single exon. The record is from RefSeq and is a predicted model, not a curated record. The coding region runs from base 187 to 804 and encodes 205 amino acids. Lineage: Eukaryota; Fungi; Ascomycota; Sordariomycetes; Amphisphaeriales; Sporocadaceae.